AUGGAGGAAUUAUCUGGUGAGAGCCUCAGCUUGUCAAGGAAGCCUCCUGUAGAUGUAGCCAGUCCAAACUUGUCUUCUGCCGGAGCUGUCUUCAUCAUGUUAAAAUCUUCUCUAGGAGCAGGGCUCCUAAAUUUUCCAUGGGCUUUCAACAAGGCUGGAGGGAUCACCACAGCUGUCCUAGUGGAGCUGGUUUCCUUGAUCUUUCUCAUCAGCGGACUGGUUAUCCUGGGGUACGCUGCGUCCAUUAGCAGCCAUUCUACCUACCAGGGUGUCGUAAGAGAGCUCUGUGGCCAAGCGGUGGGGAAACUCUGUGAAAUUUGCUUCAUUGUAAACCUCUUCAUGAUUUCUGUGGCUUUCCUCAGAGUUGUGGGAGAUCAACUGGAAAAAUUGUGUGACUCUCUUUACCUUAACGAAACCCUCAGCGGAGCAGCCCCCUUCCCCCGGCCCUGGUACACGGACCAACGCUUCACACUAUCUGUGCUGUGCAUCGUCGUCAUUCUCCCGCUCUCUGCCCCUCGGGAGAUCGGGUUCCAGAAGUAUACCAGUAUCUUAGGUACUUUAGCAGCCUGUUAUCUGAUCCUGGUCAUAAUGGUGAAAUAUCACCUCCAGCCAGAAAGUCCCCACCAGGAGAUUCCUCCUCAUCCUUUGAGACCGUCUUCAUGGGUGUUCGUGUUUAAUAUUUUCCCAACUAUCUGCUUUGGAUUUCAGUGUCAUGAAGCCUCUGUUGCUGUCUACUGUAGCAUGCACAACAGAAAGCUCACACACUGGUUCACAGUGUCUGUGCUCUCCAUGCUGAUCUGUUUGCUGAUCUAUUCCCUGACAGGCAUUUAUGGCUACUUGACCUUUGGGGCUGAUGUUUCUGCUGAUGUUCUGAUGUCCUACCCUGGAAACGACAUGAUGAUAAUUGUAGCUCGACUCCUCUUUGGCAUCUCCAUCAUCACCAUCUACCCCAUUGUUCUACUCCUGGGGAGGUCAGUGACACAGGAUGUCUGUGCACCUGUGCUGUCUGCAAAGCCCUCAGAGGCUUUGGCCAGAAUGUUGCUGACGGUGCUGUGGAUUGCCACGACGCUCCUUGUUGCUCUGUUUGUCCCUGACAUCAGCAAGGUCAUUAGUUUGAUUGGAGGGAUCAGUGCUUUCUUCAUCUUCAUCUUCCCAGGACUGUGUCUCAUCUGUGCGAUGGAGACUGAGAGCAUCCAGCCAAAAACAAAGUCCUGUUUGAUAAGCUGGGGUGUAAUCUCCAUCCUCUCCGGAACAUUUAUCUUUGGGCAGAGCACGUCUGCUGCCAUCAUGGACCUGCUCAGCUCAUCCUAGGGUUGUGGGUGGCUGUCGUUCAAACCUGCUGAGGCGGAAGGAUGGCAUAGACAGGAGGCUUCUCCUGCAAAGUGUAUCAUGACAAAUUUUAGGAGUCUCACAGACCAUAAGGCACCCUUCAU
Tachyglossus aculeatus (Australian echidna) is the source of this 1433-nucleotide messenger RNA. RefSeq names its product solute carrier family 38 member 8 (gene SLC38A8). Gene Ontology annotation, biological process: amino acid transmembrane transport. The coding region runs from base 1 to 1311 and encodes 436 amino acids. The record is from RefSeq and is a predicted model, not a curated record. Gene Ontology annotation, molecular function: amino acid transmembrane transporter activity. The transcript is spliced from 10 exons. NCBI's taxonomy places the organism in Eukaryota, Metazoa, Chordata, Mammalia, Monotremata, Tachyglossidae.